CCAUCCUCGAUCCGGUCCUCCUCCACCGCAUCUUGACGUCUGUGGUUUCGCUGCUCUCCUCUUUCCACCGUGGCUUGGGCGGUGCAGGCGAUCCCCCAGAGACCAGAGACCAGACGAGCAUGAUCUGCCCUCUCGAUCGUUGUCACAUCUAGUUCACCGCAAUCUGUUUCGCUCUCCAGCUCCCACUGCCAAACAUCAGAGUGUUUGUACCUUUUCCAGCCGAUGCCAUUCAAAUACGAGCCCAAUCCGCGGUUGCUCCUUGCUCCAUCGAUCAAACCCUCCUGCCAUCGCAGCCACGGUCUCAGAAAGGCCCGGAGAAUUCGACCUUGGUGAUUCCAUUGGCGCCCAUUGACCCCGAGUCGGAUAUGAUUGCCACCUCAUCCCUCAGCGCAGAAAGACCGGGCUCUUCUUCCCUCCCCCUCCUCGCUCACGAUGCCACCGAUCGUCCUGCCUCGAGGGCGCAGACGGCCGUUUCCGAGGCCAAAGAACUGCCCGUAACCUACUCCACCGAUGCUCUGCUACGCGAACCCCUCGAGGAAAAUGAACUACGCCAAGUCAAUGGUGGUCGCCGUGCGGAACAAGAGCUGCCUCGCCUACAAGCAAACGCGCAAAUAGAGAAUGGCGACAGCUUGGAGCCCAUCCUCGAAGACGAUCCUGCGUCCUUCAACCUCAUCGCUCCUGCACCCCCAGACCAAGGCGACAUCUUCUCGUUAGAGACACAGACACAAGCCCUCUUCUCGAGGGGACAUCUACAAGUCAUCUUUGCCGACCCCGGCUACCUCUUCAAGUUCACAUCUUUCCUUGGAAUGUACAGACCCCAGUCGGUGCCCAUGCUCGUGCACUAUCUCGACUCUCUCAAAUCACUACGGGCCAUCAAUUAUGCCAACGCCAUCUGCGAGGGCUUAGACCCGAUAGAAGGAUAUGAGUUUACACAAAGGCCGGUCAAGCCAACCAUCAACACGGCAUUGGAAGAGCGGGCGCACAAGGCUUUCGAAAUUCUGGCGAUGGAGGAACUGCCUGCUUUCAUCACGCAUCAGUACAUACAAGUCGUGAGCAACAGUAUUACCGCCCGAAUAACGGGUUCGCUCUCGCCUCAGUUGCGGGAGGCCUCAGACGGAUUGGCAGAAGUGUUUUGUUUGACAGAUCCCUCCAGGCACGACAACCCGAUUGUCUUCGCCUCAGAAGAAUUCAAUCGGACGACCCAGUACGGCAUGUCAUAUGUUCUGGGUCGGAAUUGCAGGUUUUUGCAGGGGCCUAUGACAAACCCGCACAGUCUGCGAAGGAUCCGAGACGCCCUCAAAGCAGGCAGGCAACAUCAAGAAGUCCUUCUCAACUAUCGACGGGACGGCUCUGCGUUUGUGAACUUGUUCAUGAUGGCUCCUCUUUCUGACAGUAGAGGCGUGGUCCGAUACCACAUUGGGGCACAAGUCGACGUGAGUGGCCUUGUCAAAGACUGCGCCGAAAUGGAAUCCCUGCGCAAGUUGUUGGAUCUGCGUGCUCGGGGCGAGGAUCCACCACUGCCCGAGAAGCCUAACCCGGAGAAGAACGACGAGCUGCGGGAAUUGAGCGAGAUGCUCAACCAGGGCGAGUUGAAUACGAUCAAGCGCCAUGGGGGGAAGAUGCACCGUGAAAUUGUCGAGGAUGACAUCGAGAGUGUCUCGUCUCACCAUCAACCUCGACUGUUGCUCAAGGACCCGGACACCAUGGUGCCAUCGAUUGCCAGCAUCAAUGGCAGGUUGAGUGGCAUAUAUCAACACUAUCUCCUCGUACGGCCAUACCCUUCUUUGCGAAUUCUCUUUGCGAGCCCGUCACAACGAUUGCCUGGCAUCCUUCAAUCGCCCUUCUUGAGCAAGAUCGGCGGGUCAAAUCGAGUGCGGGAGGAAUUGACGACGGCGUUUGCUGAAGGACGAGGCGUGACUGCCAAAGUUCGCUGGGUCACCAAAGGUGACGACCAAGGCAAGAACAAGUGGAUUCAUUGCACUCCGCUCCUGGGCCAGUCAGGUCAGAUUGGCGUGUGGAUGGUGGUGGUGGUUGAUGAUGAGAAGACCACCGAAAGAUGGCCUCCUGUAGCAGGACGACUCCCGCCUCAAGUGGCCACCCCAGAGAGGAGCUGGACUCCGGCACCAAGCAGCGGAUACCAGAUGGUCGGAUCGAGCCACAACGGUGUUGGCGACAUACACGGCGGGCACUCGGAUCGCAAUGGUGGAGGGAGCCUAGGCAGUGCCAGUGGCAGCGCCACCAGCCUGAGGAUUGGAUGAGUACAGGCAUUGAGCUUUCUUGGAUGUUGUUUACCUUGCCUUUUUCUGGAGCAUCUGCUGGUACAUGGACUAUGUAAGAUGGUCAAGAGAAGAGAUUUGCAUUUUGGUUAUCUGGUGGCCCAACGGAGGGGGUGUUCAGGGGGCCUUUACUGACUGCUUGUAGUAAUAUUUGGUGAGCAUCUCACACCACCGAGCCCAGAUAUCAUUAAUGACGUCGAUGUUUGUUCAGCUUUCAUGCUAG
Molecule: messenger RNA, 2499 nt
Organism: Cladophialophora immunda
Lineage: Eukaryota; Fungi; Ascomycota; Eurotiomycetes; Chaetothyriales; Herpotrichiellaceae
Exons: 4
Coding region: 366-2258 (630 amino acids)
Cellular component (GO): nucleus
Source: RefSeq, a predicted model, not a curated record